Molecule: messenger RNA, 549 nt
Organism: Momordica charantia (bitter melon)
Lineage: Eukaryota; Viridiplantae; Streptophyta; Magnoliopsida; Cucurbitales; Cucurbitaceae
Source: RefSeq, a predicted model, not a curated record
AUGGUGGUUUCCAAUAACCAUAUUAGUCAGCCAAGAUGGUGCUGUAACAAUGAUGAUGGCAAUGGUUUCUUUGGAGAUCGCUAUUUUGAUCCUCAAGAAUGGCUACAGGGACUCAGUUUGGCAGCUCAAAGCCUAAAGAAUAAAUCCCAAGCGCAUUUGUACUCUUUUACAAAUGACAUGCGCGAGCUUUGGAUGUCGAAGCCAUUAAACACAUUCUGUGCUACUGUCAACCAAGGAUUUGAAGAGCGAGCUGGGUUUCUAGUGAGAGGACAAAAUCCAGUGCCUCUAUUUGUGAGUGAAUUUGGGAUGGAUCAAACUGGUGCAAAUGAAGGGCAAAAUCGAUUCUUGAGCUGUUUUUUUACCUAUCUUCUUGAGAAUGAUUUCGAUUGGGGCUUAUGGGGUUUGCAAGGUAGCUACUACUACAGGAAUGGGGUGCGAAAUGCCGAUGAAACAUUUGGCGUCUUAGAUUCCAAUUGGACAAAAGUUAGGAACCCUAAAUUCCUCUUGAAAUUUCAGUUCAUGCAAGCCCAACUUCAAGGUAGCGUUUGA